Choloepus didactylus (southern two-toed sloth) is the source of this 5046-nucleotide messenger RNA. RefSeq names its product stromal antigen 3 (gene STAG3). Gene Ontology annotation, molecular function: chromatin binding. The transcript is spliced from 36 exons. Gene Ontology annotation, cellular component: chromatin; nucleus; cohesin complex. Lineage: Eukaryota; Metazoa; Chordata; Mammalia; Pilosa; Megalonychidae. Gene Ontology annotation, biological process: sister chromatid cohesion. The record is from RefSeq and is a predicted model, not a curated record. The coding region runs from base 951 to 4658 and encodes 1235 amino acids.
AGGACAAGAGCCGGCCCAGUGUGUCUGGGGAGCAGGGAGGCAGUGAGGAGGCCUGGCUGGAGGAAGAGGAAAGUUUAUAUAGGAAGUAAGAGGAGGGAGGUCAAGGACAGGACAGCAGUGGAGGGAAGGCUUUGAAGGCCAAGCGAACAAUCUGGCCUUCAACAGCGGGAGGAGGGAGUCCUUGAGGGGUCCUGGGACAUGCCAAGGGGGGCCAGGACUCCAUUCUCAGGCUCCCAUGGAGAUGAGCAGGCCCCCAGAGGCUGGCAAGGGGCAGGGAGAGGGUCAGAGGGGGUAGGCAGUCACUCCAGCCCCGCUUCCUUCCCGAGUUACCCUGGGACACCAGCUGCCGCCUGUCUCGUUCCUCAUGGGGACCCUCCCUUCCGGGACCCUGCCCACACUCUGCCCCCCCCUAACCUUCAGCGCUGGGCUGACCACAUCUCUUCCAGUCGCCAGGCCCUGGACGAGGGCCCGGGCAGCCACCAGAGCACGGGUUAUCUGGGGGAAGGGAGAGAAAGUGAGAAAAGCCACAGCCAGUGUGUGAACCAGGAAGGAGCCGCUCUCCUCUACCAGGCCGCGGAAGGUGUCCUCGGUCUCCCGGCCCAGCCUCUGCUCUGUCUCACUGGAACAGCAGGUGUACUCCUGGGGACAGACCCGGAGGACCGGGACACAGAGGCAGCAGCAGAAGCAGGAGAGGUCGCAGCGCGGACAUAGCCGCAGCCGCCCUGGGACAGCAAAGUGGGUCCUAAAGAACAAAGAAGAGUCGUCCGGAUUCGGGAAUCCGGCUCUCGGCCGCUGGACCGCCGCGCGGGCCAGAGAAAGAGCGCGACCCCCCAAAACUGAACACGGAGCACGAUAGCUGGACCAGGCGGCAUCUGCCGAGACAAUGGGAGCCCGGAGCCGGACAGGGGGCGGGGCCCGAGGCGGGGUCCCGCCAAUGAUGCUGGAUCCCCAUGCCGACCCUGCGCUCCUCCUCCCCGAGCAGUGCGUCCUCCCCUCUGCACAAAGGGGGCGGCGGGGGGCCGAGGGCCUUGUCCGCCUCGUCGAGCUCGUCCGGCCAUCUGCCUUACGAUGACCCAGACUCGGACCCGACUUCAGAGGGGGAUAAUGACUCUUUGUCUGCUGAUGAAGGCAGUGACUUUGAAGACAGCUUGAGACGCAGUGUGAAGAAGAGAGCAGCAAAACGACCGCUCAGGAUAACUCCAGUGGCUAAACAUCCAAAGAAGGGAUCCUUAACGGUUCGUGAUCAGGGCCAGAAAAAGUCAGAGCCACUAGCCAAUGAUCUCUUUAAUGCUGUGAAAGCUGCCAAAUGUGACAUGCAGUCUUUGGUGGAUGACUGGCUGGAUAGCUACAAGCAAGACCAAGAUGCAGGAUUCCUGGAACUCAUUAACUUUUUCAUCCGCUCUUGUGGAUGUAAAGGCACUGUGACUUCCGAGAUGUUCAAGAUGUCCAACUCUGAGGUCAUCCGGCACCUAACAGAACAGUUUAAUGAGGAUUCAGGGGACUAUCCUUUGACAGCUCCAGGUCCAUCCUGGAAGAAGUUCCAGGAUAGCUUCUGUGAGUUUGUGAGGACAUUGGUCUAUCAGUGCCAGUACAGCUUCCUCUAUGAUGGCUUCCUGAUGGACAACCUCAUUUCCCUGCUCACUGGCCUCUCAGACUCCCAAGUCCGUGCCUUCCGUCACACUAGCACCCUGGCUGCCAUGAAGCUAAUGACCUCCCUGGUAAAAGUUGCCCUCCAACUGAGUCUGCACAAAGACAACAACCAGCGUCAGUAUGAGGCUGAACGAAGCAAGGGGCCAGGGCAGAGAGCACCAGAGCACCUGGAGAGCCUGUUGGAGAAACGCAGAGAGCUCCAAGAGCAUCAAGAGGAGAUUGAAGGAAUGAUGAAUGCCCUCUUCAGGGGUGUCUUUGUACAUCGGUACAGAGAUGUCCUUCCUGAGAUCCGUGCCAUCUGCAUUGAGGAGAUUGGCUCUUGGAUGCUAAGUUACAGUACCUCUUUCCUCACUGAUAGCUAUUUAAAAUACAUUGGCUGGACCCUGCAUGAUAAGCAUCGAGAAGUCCGUCUGAAGUGCCUGAAGGCUCUGAAAGGGCUGUAUAGCAACCGGGACUUGGUUGCGCGCCUGGAACUCUUCACGAGCCGCUUCAAGGAGCGGAUGGUUUCCAUGGUCAUGGACAGAGAAUACGAUGUGGCAGUGGAGGCCGUCAGGUUACUCAUCAUUCUCCUUAAGAACAUGGAAGGCGUGCUGACUGACAGUGACUGUGAGAGCGUCUACCCUGUGGUGUAUGCCUCCAAUCGAGCUCUGGCCUCCGCUGCAGGAGAGUUUCUGUACUGGAAACUCUUCUACCCUGAGUGUGAGACAAGAGUGGUGGGUGGAAGAGAGCGACGCCGGAGUCCACGCUCCCAGAGGACUUUCUUUCACCUUCUGCUGUCCUUCUUUGUGGAGAGUGAGCUCCAUGACCAUGCUGCUUACUUGGUAGACAGCCUGUGGGACUGUGCAGGGUCUCAGCUGAAGGACUGGGAGAGCCUGACAAGCCUGCUGCUGGAGAAGGAGCAGAACCUGGGCGACGUGCAGGAGAGAACGCUGAUAGAAAUCCUUGUGUCCAGUGUCCGGCAAGCAUCGGAGGGUCACCCACCUGUGGGGCGGGUCACUGGGAGGAAGGGCUUAACCCCUAAAGAACGAAAGAUCCAGGCCGAUGACAAGGUGAAGCUGACUGAGCACCUCAUCCCCCUGCUCCCCCAGCUCCUGGCCAAGUUCUCAGCUGAUGCAGAGAAGGUUGCUCCCCUGCUCCAGCUCCUCAACUGCUUUGACCUCAACAUCUAUUGUACCGGGCGCUUGGAGAAGCACCUGGAGCUAUUCUUGCAGCAACUCCACGAGGUGGUGGUGAAGCACGCGGAGCCAGCGGUGCUCGAGGCUGGAGCUCACGCCCUCUAUCUGCUCUGUAAUCCCGAGUUCACUUUCUUUGGCCGGGUAGACUUUGCCCGCAGCCAGCUGGUGGAUCUGCUGACUGACCGCUUCCAGCAGGAACUUGAAGAGCUGCUGCAGUCCUCCUUCCUGGAUGAGGAUGAGGUGUACAGUCUGGCAGCUACCCUGAAGCGCCUCUCUGCCUUCUACAACGCUCAUGACCUGUCUCGCUGGGAACUCUAUGAGCCGUGCUACCGACUCCUCCAGAAGGCUGUGGAUACAGGAGAGGUUCCUCGCCAGGUAAUCCUCCCGGCCUUGACUCUUGUCUAUUUUUCCAUUCUCUGGACGCUAACCCACAUUUCGGGAUCAGAUGAUUCUCAGAAGGAGGUGUUGAGUUUGAGGGGCAGGAUGGUGGCCUUCAGCGAACUCUGCCAGAGCUGCCUCUCAGAUGUGGAUCCUGAGAUCCAGGAGCAGGCUUUUGUCUUGUUAAGUGAUCUACUUCUCAUCUUCAGCCCUCAGAUGAUUGUAGGGGGACGCGACUUUCUUAGGCCCCUUGUCUUUUUUCCUGAAGCCACUCUCCAGUCUGAGCUAGCCAGCUUCCUCAUGGAUCACGUCUUCGUCCAGCCCGGAGAACUGGGUAGUGGUAAUUCACUGGAGGAUCAUUCACACAUCGAGCAGCUGCACCAGCGGCGCCGCCUCUUGGCUGGGUUCUGCAAGCUCUUGCUGUAUGGGGUGCUGGAGAUGGAUGCAGCCUCGGAUGUUUUCAAACACUACAACAAGUUCUACACUGACUAUGGGGACAUCAUCAAGGAGACAUUAACCAGAGCAAGGCAGAUUGACCGCAGCCAUUGCUCCCGAAUCCUGCUACUGAGCCUCAAGCAGUUGUAUACAGAACUGCUGCAGGAGCAGGGGCCCCAGGGCCUGAAUGAGCUUCCAGCCUUCAUUGAGAUGAGGGACCUGGCCCGGAGGUUCGCCUUGAGCUUUGGACCCCAGCAGCUACAGAACCGUGACCUUUUGGUCACACUACACAAGGAAGGCAUCGAGUUCUCCUUGUCUGAGCUUCCUCCAGCUGGGUCCUCAGGGCAGCCCCCAAAUCUGGCAUUCCUGGAGCUCCUUUCAGAGUUUUCCCCCCGACUCUUCCAUCAGGAUAAGCAGCUACUCCUCUCCUACCUGGAAAAGUAUCUACAGCGUGCCUCCCAGGCACCUGGCCGACCUUGGGGCCCAGUCACCACCUACCGGCACUCCCUCAGCCCUCAAGAGAACGCAGCGCAGGCCAGCCCUCAGGGCCACUCCCGCUCCAAGAGGAGGCGCAUAGAAGCCCCCUCCAGGCGGAACAGAGAGGACAUCUCUCCAACCCAGGAAGAAAGCCUACAGCUGAGCAGCAGCCCACCCGUACCCACCCUCACCUCUACGGCUGUGAAGAGUAGGCAGCUCCUGGGGGCAUUAGAAGAGAUGGAAGAAGAAGGGGGCUCAGAACUGGACAUUACCCAAGGCCAGCACCUGCCAGGCCCCCAGAAGUCAAGGAACUCAGGUCCACAGCAUUUCCGUACUUGGCACAGCCCUUCAGCUCCUCAUCUGGGCAGUCGGCUGACACGACUCAGCCUUAUGGAAGAGGAGGAGGAAGAAGAGUUAGCAAUUCAGGAUGAGUCCGGUGAGGAAUGGCAAGAGGCAGACAAGCAACCAAGUAGCCACUCUUCCCCUGGUGAGCACUGGCUGGACCUCUUAGAUUCUACAGAGCUGAGCAUUGAGGAUUUCUGACAUGAAUCUGUGUCCCUCCCCAUCUCUACCCCCACCUCAAGGACCUGACCACUUGGAAAAGGCAAACAGGAAAAAGAGCAAAAUGAACCAUCACUUCCAGACCCCUCCCCUUGGUCUCCGAGGGGAAGCAAGGGUGGGGUUUGCCUUGCUAACCUAACCUUUUUCUCCGAUGCUUUUGUGUUGGAUGAAGACACCCCUCUCCUUCCUAACACACUGUAGCCCUGACCCUCUGCGCAUGAGCACGGUGCCUCUUUCCUCCUGUGUUUGCAGUGUGGGGAGAGGGGGACUCCAUCUCAGUAUUUGGUGAGCGGCACUGCCUCCCUGUGUUUAAUGGAAAGAGUCCACAGUUUUCCUAUAUUUUUGGAAUAUCAUCUCUCCCAGACUCUUU